Molecule: messenger RNA, 7808 nt
Organism: Harmonia axyridis
Lineage: Eukaryota; Metazoa; Arthropoda; Insecta; Coleoptera; Coccinellidae
Gene: Sec71
Product: brefeldin A-inhibited guanine nucleotide-exchange protein 1
Exons: 13
Coding region: 254-5401 (1715 amino acids)
Biological process (GO): regulation of ARF protein signal transduction
Molecular function (GO): guanyl-nucleotide exchange factor activity
Source: RefSeq, a predicted model, not a curated record
ACAGUUGACACUUUUCGUAUGUUAACAGAUCGUAAUAAACAUUAGAUUAAAAAAAUUGUUCCUUUGAAUAUGACGAGAGUGUGAUACGGACGUUCUCGAAAGUUGUUUGAUAUUAUUUAUUCGUGUAAUUUUUGUAUAUAGAAAUGAUGUAAAUAUGCCCUAAAAUGUUUGAUGCGAAAGAAAUUGAUACACGUCAUAGACGAUGAACCCUUUAGAAAGGGAUUAAUUUAAUUGUUUUAUACCUUAUAUAACGAUGCAAUCUAAUUCCAAAACUAAAGAAAUGUUUAUUAUACGUGCAUUAGAAAAAAUUCUCAAUGAUAGAGAGAUCAAAAAGUCUCAUCAUUCACAGCUGAAACGGGCUUGUGAAGUAGCUCUUGAAGAAAUUAAAAAGGAACUGGAAAAUGAUACUUCUAAUGAAACUCGCACCUCUGAUGCUUUACCUAUACCUAAAAGUGGAGAAGCAAAUAUACUGACUACAGAAAAGUAUUUUCUUCCAUUUGAACUGGCAUGUCAAAGUAAAUCUGCUAGAAUUGUUGUAACGGCAUUGGAUUGUCUGCAAAAAUUGAUUGCUUAUGGACACUUAACUGCCAAUGUCCCUGAUUCUACUACUCCUGGAAAAUUAUUAAUCGAUAGAAUUGUGGAGACAAUUUGUGCCUGCUUCACCGGACCUCAAACAGAUGAAGGUGUCCAACUUCAAAUUAUCAAAGCUCUAUUGACGGUGGUCACCAGUCAACAUGUUGAGGUACAUGAAGGAACUAUACUAUUGGCUGUGCGAACUUGCUAUAACAUUUUCCUGGCCAGCAAAAAUCUAGUCAAUCAGACUACAGCCAGAGCCACCUUGACCCAAAUGUUGAAUGUUAUAUUCACAAGAAUGGAAAAUCAAGCUUUAGAAGCGGAAGUACAAUCCCAACUGAUUCUACAGCAAGACAAUAACACAACAGGAAAAAAUUGUGAUAUUAAAAAGAAUAAUUCGAAUGAUAAACUCUGUAAUAGUUUAGAAAACGGUAAUGUAGAAUGUCCGAAGAUUGAAACUGAUCAUAGUGAUAGUGCUGAAAGUCCAGAGGAAAUCGUUACUGGAAUUUUAGAUGAUAUCAUCAGUAAUGUUAUUAAUCAGUCAAGUGAUAUUUUGACAUCAGAGAAAACUAAUAAAGUUGUCGAACUGAUUAUUGAAGAUGUUACAGAGAAGGUAGAAGAAAAACCAAAUGGGUAUACAUCUAGCGUUGAAUCUUCAGCUGAACAACUUGAUACAGCUAGUUUACACUCAGUAAUUACCAGAAUACCAUCACAAGAAAGUGUCGAUACUCAUAGUGAAAAUGACUCCAUGAGUACAGCAAAGUUUACACACAUAUUACAAAAAGAUGCCUUUUUAGUUUUCCGAGCUCUGUGUAAACUAUCUAUGAAACCUCUCCCCGAAGGUACACCCGAUCCAAAGUCUCACGAGUUGCGAUCCAAAAUAUUAUCACUACAACUUUUACUGUCGAUAUUACAGAACGCUGGUCCUGUAUUUCGAUCAAACGAGAUGUUUAUAACAGCCAUCAAACAGUAUUUGUGUGUCGCUCUAUCCAAAAACGGGGUCAGUUCGAUACCAAAAGUGUUUGAAUUAUCUCUGACGAUAUUCCUGGCGCUACUGUCCAACUUCAAGCUCCAUCUAAAGAUGCAAAUCGAAGUUUUCUUCAAGGAAAUUUUUCUGAAUAUCCUGGAGACCACAAAUUCAUCUUUCGAGCAUAAAUGGAUGGUAAUUCAGGCCCUGACAAGAAUCUGUAGUGAUGCACAAAGUGUCGUAGACAUUUACGUCAAUUAUGAUUGUGAUUUGUCCGCAGCAAAUUUAUUUGAACGUCUUAUCAACGAUUUGUUUAAAGUUGCACAAGGGAGGCACACCAUUGAGCUUGGGGCUUCUCCCAACCAAGAAAAGGCAAUGAAAAUAAGAGGCUUGGAAUGUCUUGUGUCUAUUUUAAAGUGUAUGGUUGAGUGGAGCAAGGACCUUUAUGUCAAUCCUAACCUUCAAUCCACUGUUGGGGAGCAGCCCCAAAAAGAGAAUGAUAAUUCCUCUUUGAAAUCGAGAAGCGGUUCUGUCAACAGUUUACAUUCUCUUGACAGUUCUGGAGGAAAUAAGGAAGUAUUAGAUUCUCCCGAACAACUGGAGGUUGUAAAGCAACAGAAAGAGGUUUGGGAAACAGGAAUCGAUAUUUUCAAUAAAAAACCAAGAAAAGGCUUGCAGUUUCUUCAGGAGCAAGGUUUACUUGGAACAGAGAAUGAAGAAGUUGCAAAGUUUCUUCUGAAUGAUGAUCGUUUGGAUAAAACUCUGAUAGGUGACUUCUUAGGGGAAAAUGAUGAUUUUUCCAAAGGGGUGAUGUACGCUUAUGUUGACCAAUUAGAAUUCAGCAAUAUGGAUUUUGUUGCUGCUCUAAGACACUUUUUGGAUGGUUUUAGAUUACCAGGAGAAGCACAGAAAAUUGACAGGUUGAUGGAGAAAUUUGCAAGUCGAUAUUGCAGUUGCAAUCCCAAUAAUACAUACUUCUCCAGUGCCGAUACAGCUUAUGUCCUCGGUUUCUCCAUAAUAAUGCUCACAACGGAUCUUCAUUCACCCCAAGUAAAAAACAAAAUGACCAAAGAGCAAUAUAUCAAGUUGAACAGGGGAAGUACGGAGAAUAAAGAUGUUCCGGAAGAAUAUUUGUCCCAGAUAUACGACGAAAUAGCUGGACACGAAAUAAAAAUGAAAGCAACAAUUAAUAAGCCCGGAAAGCAACAAAUUAACAGUGAGAAAAGAAGGAAGAUUCUGUUCAACAUGGAAAUGGAGGCAAUUUCGACUGCUGCAAAGAAUUUGAUGGAAUCUGUAUCUCACGUUCAAACUCCUUUUACCUUAGCAAAACAUUUGGAACAUGUGAGGCCUAUGUUUAAGAUGGCGUGGACGUCGUUUUUGGCUGCGUUCAGUGUUGGUUUACAAGACUGUGAUGAUCCAGAGGUAGCGAGUCUAUGUUUAGAUGGCAUCCGUUGUGCUAUCCGUAUCGCAUGUAUCUUCCACAUGUCCCUGGAGAGAGACGCUUAUGUCCAAGCUUUAGCCAGAUUCACCUUAUUGACGGCAAACUCCCCUAUUAUGGACAUGAAAGCGAAGAACAUCGAUACAAUCAAAACACUCAUAAUGGUGGCUCAUACAGACGGAAACUACCUAGGGAACAGCUGGUUGGACAUUCUCAAAUGCAUAUCGCAGUUGGAGCUAGCUCAAUUGAUCGGAACUGGAGUACGUCCUGAAUUUCUAUCCGGUCCUGCCCAUAAGCCUCCAGAUCCAAGUUCUAAAGAACAUAUCGGACAGACAAGUUCUCAGAGUGUAGUGGUGGCAGUUGACAGAAUUUUUACAGGUUCUAUAAGAUUGGACGGAGACGCUAUAGUCGACUUUGUUAAAGCUUUAUGCCAGGUUUCUCUGGAUGAAUUAGCUUAUCCGGGCCACCCUAGAAUGUUUUCCCUACAGAAGAUAGUCGAAAUUUCCUAUUACAAUAUGGGUAGAAUUCGUCUGCAAUGGUCUAGGAUCUGGCAAGUGUUAGGUGAACAUUUCAACGCAGUUGGGUGUAACCCGAGCGAAGAGAUAUGCUUCUUUGCAGUCGACAGUUUGAGGCAAUUAUCAAUGAAGUUUAUCGAAAAAGGGGAAUUCGCUAAUUUUCGUUUUCAGAAAGAUUUUCUACGUCCUUUCGAACAUAUCAUGAAAAGAAACGUUUUCACAACUAUCAGAGAUAUGGUUGUGAGAUGUGUUGCUCAAAUGGUGAAUUCUCAAGCCAAUAACAUCCGAUCAGGGUGGAAGAACAUAUUUUCAGUUUUUCACUUAGCGGCUAGUGACCAAGAAGAAGCUAUCGUAGAAUUAGCAUUUCAAACAACGGGGAAAAUAAUCACCGAACUGUAUGUUAAGCAGUUCUCCACCAUGAUUGAUUCUUUUCAAGAUGCUGUUAAAUGCUUGUCAGAAUUUGCAUGCAAUGCGAGAUUUCCUGAUACAAGUAUGGAAGCUAUAAGACUUCUGAGACAAAGUGCUUGUCACGUUUAUGAGUCACCUCAUUUGUUUGCCGAGUUUGGAGGUAUGGAAAAUGACGUUACUGUCACUGAAGAAGACAGAGUUUGGGUGAGAGGCUGGUUCCCACUACUAUUUUCUUUAUCUUGCGUGGUUAACAGAUGUAAAUUAGAUGUUCGAACGAGAGCUUUGACUGUUUUAUUCGAGAUAAUAAAAACUUACGGUGAAUCAUUCAAUCCUCAUUGGUGGAGGGACCUAUUCAAAAUCUUGUUUAGGAUAUUUGACAAUAUGAAGUUGCCGGAACAACAUACGGAGAAAGCUGAAUGGAUGACUACUACUUGUAACCAUGCCUUGUAUGCUAUCGUAGAUGUCUUCACUCAGUAUUUCGACACAUUGGGACCACUGUUACUCGAAGAACUUUAUACACAGUUGCAUUGGUGUGUUCAACAGGAGAAUGAACAACUUGCCAAGUCAGGUACCAACUGCCUGGAGAAUCUAGUCAACUCGAAUGGUCACAAGUUCAAUAGCGACACUUGGGACAAAACGUGCCAGUGCAUGCUCGACAUAUUCAAUUCCACCUUACCCUCUGCCUUGCUGACCUGGAAACCAGACUCUAUAAAAACUACAGCGAUCAUAGAACAAAACGGCGAUGUGGGCGUGAACAAGGGUAUACUCAAACGACCCAGUUUGGUGGAUGUGCGCAACGCAGACGGUCUGCUGCUCAACGGCCUCAUGAUCAAGAGUGUGGUCCAACUGGAACUGAUACAAACCAUAGACAACAUCGUUUUUUACCCCGCCACCUCGAGGAAAGAAGACGCAGAAACUCUGGCUCUGGUAGCUGCAGAUAUGACAGGUAACACGUCGUUGACCGAGUGUCAGCGCGAAGAGCAGGGGAUGUACAGGUUGUUGAGCUCGUCGCACCUCCUCCUCUUGACCGACUGCCUUUUGCAAUCCCAUCGGUUUGCUAAAACCUUCAACUUGAACCACGAACAGAGGAACUUGCUCUGGAAGGCAGGUUAUAGAGGUUCGGUGAAACCAAACCUGUUGAAGCAGGAAUCGCAGAGUUUGGCCUGUCUGCUCAGGAUACUGUUUAAGAUGUACUGCGAUGAGAGCAGACAGGACGAUUGGCUGGUGAUUGAGGGGAAAUUGAUAAGUGUUUGCCAAGAAGCGUUGGAGUAUUUUUUGAAACUGCAGAGUGAGACUCAUAGAGAGGAAUGGACAUCCCUGCUUCUGCUGGUGUUGACUCGUCUGUUGAAAAUGCCUGAUAACAGAUUUGCAGUUCACGUAUCGAAGUAUUAUCCACUUCUUUGCGAAAUCGUUUGUUUUGACCUGAAAGCAGAGCUACGAUCUAUUUUGAGAAGAGUGUUCUUGAGGAUAGGACCCGUAUUUCACAUUACCACCACAUAGUACAAAGUUUUCUUCCCUUCAGUUAGAACGAUGAAAAUUUGAUCACUUUAGAAAAUGUGGAAAAAUCAAUGUGCUUAUAACGAUUUACCGAGAUUGAUUUCAUUUGCAUGUUGAUUUUUUCAAAGUGUACAUAAAACCGUAGCUUUGUUUAAUAUUAUAGCAAGUAAUUUUGUUUUAAUGUUAUCUCGAAACUAUUGCUUCAGAAUGAAUAACUAGUGUUGUUAUUAUAUUUUGUCUUUGAUUUUAUGUGAUUUUUCAGUGAUUAGGUUUUAGGAACAAGUGAACUGGGGAAUAAAUAUUUUCAUUGAUUCAAUACAUAUUAUUUUGAGGUUAGUCAGAGUCUAGAGUACAGUAUGAACCUCUGAUUAUAAGAUUCGUAGAUAGAUGGAAAAGAAAAAAUUGUAAAUUUUUUCGUGUUUUGUGUGAAGAGAACAGUUAGACUUGCACCUCUAAAUUUUUCUCAAAAGAUUAAUUUUUUUUCUUUGAAUUGCAAAUCUGUGUUUAUCAAUAAUCUGACUUCCAAAACGUCAUAACUGUUUCGUUUAAGAUUUUUAAUACAAUUUAUUUAUAUGAGAAAUUGUUUGAAAUGCCUUAAUUAUGUUUUUUGAUUCAUGUCGGAAAUAUUUAUUUAUUUAUCAAUCUUGUAAAUAUAAUUAAGAACUGUUCUUAGUUUAUCAUUUAAGUUCUUACUCCUAAAAAAACAGCAGUAAAUAACGUGUUAAGUGUAAAAAUGGGCCAGCUAUUAUGCGAUCUGACUUUUAUCAAUGCUGGAAAUUUCAUGUGUGCAAUUUGAAGUUUGUAAUGGUAAUUGCAUUUUGAAAAUGUUAAAUAACCUAGGAAUGUUAUGUAUACCUCCCCUAAGGUUUCGAUAUGCAGACAUUUCUACUUGCAAUAUUUUACACAACAAAUUUUCAGCUUUUUACUAUGUAUAGCUGGCUGACAUCCCAUCUACUUCCGUUAAUAGAUCUAAGGUGGAUUUCACGAAACUUUCAUUUUGUACUAAGACAUGUAGAAUAGAUUUUGACAAUAUCCAUUGUUAAAAGUUAAUUCAAAUAUUCUAAUCCCACAGUAGAAUCAGAGUAUUGUGGAACUCAUCAAAAUGAAAUAAAUUAAUGAAAUACGUUGAAAUUUCAAUAAAUUGAAAUUUUCGAAAUUCCAACAAAUUAAAUUUUAUGAAGUUUCAACAAAUUGCAUUUUUUGAAAUUUCAACAAAUUGCAUUUUUUGAAAUUUUAACAAAUUGCAUUUUUGAAAUUUCAACAAAUUGCAUUUUUUUUUUUUGAAAUUUCAACAAAUGAAUUCUGGGAAUUUCAAAAAAUGAAUAUUUGAAAUUCCAACAAAUGAUGUUUUUUGAAAUUUUGGGUGAAAGUGCUUUGUACUGAAAAGCGAGUCAUUACUAUUAAAAUAGUGUAGUUUUUUCAUAAAUCUGAAGAGAAUCCCUAUUUGCCUAAUCUACAGGUAUAGCAAUUGCGAUUGUAUACAUAUUCUUCAAUAUAAACGUAUUUCGACUUUAGUUUUGACGAAACUGAGUUUAUUACACAGUUUCUUUGUACGUAGAAAGAUGAUUUGAUUACUAGUAAAAUGGUGUCCCUCUGUUGAUUCCUAUUCUUCUUCGAAGUUGAAUUUGUUACAUUGUUGCUUCUUUAGAUCUUUUUUGAUACUCAUCUGACAUGUGUAGUAGAGUAAUAAAAAUGAAGAGUAGUUUUUUAGAAAUCCACUGACACCUAGUUGAAUGAACUCAAUGAAAAUGAAUUAUAUUCACUCAAAUCAAUAGAUAUUUAUUAUUUUACUAGUAUUCCUAUCUUUCACGUAAUAAACUUUCAAAAGUUACACUUAAAUAGUGUCUAAUACAGGUUAAACUAUAGUUCUCUAGUUUCUUAUUGUUUAAUUAUAGAGAUUCAAUAAUUCUUUCACUUGUUAAAAACAAUUAUCCCUUAUCACAACUAUCAGCAGUUUAGGAUAUUCCUUUACUGAUAAUUUAUCGAAGACAAGCAAGGUCUGUAUGUACAUAAAGUGUAUUCGUGAUCAUUCCAAACAUAAGUGAUACAAGAACUCGUAUAACAAACAGAAAUGUUUUUUUUUAAUGAUGAAUGGAUUUGUAAUGUGCCUUAAUUUAUUAUGUAUCUACAUUGCAGUUAUAAUCUAUGUGAAAUUUUAUUUCAGGUAUUGUACUAAUCAGUCACUUGUUAAUUUAAAAGUGCAAUAUAUGCUUUUGAGGUUUUGUGAAUGUGAUUUUGUUUGGUUAGUUUUAAGGGAUUAUUUUUUGAAGGAUGAAUAUUUGGACGUCCGAUGUGUAUGGUUCCUCUAUCGCAGAAUAAUUCUUUAAAAUUAUAUUUCAAUAAUAUUUUGUUUUUUGUUAUGAAUCUUAAUGCAUUACAUUGGUCAUUAAAUAUUUUAAUAUUACAGAUA